CGAAUCCUGUAUAUUUUCGAAGUAGAAUAUCCAAUGAAUUCAGGAAAAAUAAAUUCUUGACUAGCUCAGAAGAAGUCAUAUUUGCAUAUAAGAAAGGAUUGGCACUACUGAAUCGUGGAUCGGUUGUAUAAGAUGUUUUCUACUUCAAUAUUUAUUCUAAGGAGAAGUUUAUGUGUAUCAUACCCAUCAGCAUUCAAACAUACCUUGGACUAUUCUCGAGUGCCUAAAAUACAAGAGCUUGAUCUGUCAGAGCAGUUUGUUAGAGGUGGUGGCCCAGGCGGUUCUGCUGUAAACAAAAAUGCUAAUUGUGUAGUGCUGACCCAUUUACCCACAGGUACAGUUGUGAAAUGCCACAUAAGUCGAAGCCAAGAUGAAAACAGAAAGCUAGCUCGUGAAAUGUUGAUUGAAAAGUUAGAUGAGACCUUAAAUGGAGAACAAAGUGUAGCUGCACAGAGAAGACGACUUGAAGAAAAGAAAUAUAAGAGAAACGAAUACAAAAAGAAAAAAAUGGCGCAACUUAAGAUCGAAUGGAAGAAACGGGAAGGUCUAGUGUGAUUAAAUGUAGUCCAUUACUACUUAGGAUAUAUACAUAUAUAUAUAUAUAUAAUUUAGGAUCACCUGUAUAGUUAUUAUAUUGUUAAUGAAUUUAAAGAAACUUACCAUAAUAAUUCU
Molecule: messenger RNA, 672 nt
Organism: Achroia grisella
Lineage: Eukaryota; Metazoa; Arthropoda; Insecta; Lepidoptera; Pyralidae
Product: mitochondrial translation release factor in rescue-like
Exons: 3
Coding region: 133-555 (140 amino acids)
Biological process (GO): translational termination
Cellular component (GO): mitochondrion
Molecular function (GO): translation release factor activity
Source: RefSeq, a predicted model, not a curated record